AAUUUCCACCAACUGCAGAAACUAAAAUUCUUUUUCCAGAGAUGAAAGAUGGGGAGUGUGUCUUUCCAUUCAGGCAUAAAAACCAAAUAUUUUAUGACUGCAUCAAGCUCAAGGCAAAACACAGUUGGUGCUCAUUAAACAAGACUUACGAAGGAUAUUGGAAGUAUUGCAACAAAGAUGACUUUGCAAAAUGUGUGUUUCCCUUUUGGUACAGACACCUGGUCUACUGGGAGUGUACAGAUGACGGGGAAGCAUUUGGAAAAAAAUGGUGUUCACUGACCAAGAAUUAUAACAAGGACAAAAUUUGGAAAUACUGUGACUGAUGGUGAGAUUGGGGAAGGAGGGGUAAAGAAGUUUGAUCAUCCUUGU
Molecule: messenger RNA, 369 nt
Organism: Nycticebus coucang (slow loris)
Lineage: Eukaryota; Metazoa; Chordata; Mammalia; Primates; Lorisidae
Gene: BSPH1
Product: binder of sperm protein homolog 1
Exons: 4
Coding region: 42-323 (93 amino acids)
Cellular component (GO): cell surface
Molecular function (GO): heparin binding
Source: RefSeq, a predicted model, not a curated record